AUGUCCGAGGGAGGGCAGAAGAAGCGCUGGGGGAUGGUGUUCGCGCUGUUCGUCGCGUUCGUGCUGUGUAACCUUGACAAGGUGAACAUGUCCGUGGCGAUCGUGCCCAUGGCGGAGUCGUUCGGGUGGACGGCGACGCAAAAGGGUUUAGUCGCCUCUGCCUUUUUCUGGGGUUACUCGUUCACGCAGAUCCCGGGAGGUUGGCUGGCGAGCAAGUACGGCGGUAAGUCCGUUUUAUUCUGGGGGGUUGUCCUCUGGUCGUUCGGUACGCUCAUCGCGCCGUGGUGCGCGGCGCUCGGCAUGCCGUGGCUCCUCGCCUCGAGGUUCUUGGUCGGCCUCGGCGAGGGCGUCGCGCCGUCCGCCGCCACGGGCGUUUUGGCCAAGGGCGUGCCGCCGAGCCAGCGCUCCAAGGCUGUGACGACUGCGUUCGGUGGUCUCGACGUAGGUUCGCUCACCGGUCUGCUCAUCGCGCCGCCGAUCAUCUUCUACCUCGGUGGCUGGGCCGCCGUCUUCUACCUCUUCGGCGUUCUCGGUUUCAUCUGGGGCGCCUGGUGGUUCGCGUCCUUCAUGAACGACUCCUCCACUGACAUGAAGGAAGCGCCGCUUGCCGCGGGCGCGAAGAAGGGUCUCUCCAUCCCGUGGGCCGCCUUCUUCCGCAAUCCGCAAUUCUGGGCGCUCACCGUCGCGCACUUCACGUGGAACUACUUUUCCUACGGCUUGCUCGCGUGGUUGCCCUCCUUCUUGGCGAGCGCCAUGGGCGUGACUUUGUCCAAGUCUUCCUUCCUCUCCAUCCUUCCGUACUUAUCUACCGUCAUCGUGACGGCCACCAUCGCCCCGCUCGCGGGCAAGCUUGAGGCGGACAAGACGCUCACGCGCACGCAAAUCCGCAAGGGUUCCCAAACGCUCUGCUUCGGCGUCGGCGCCGUCAUGCUCACCGCUAUUGGCUUGAUCGUGAACGCCACGCCGGUCGCGGCGGUGACCAACCAAACUAUCGCCAUUGUGAUUGGUCUCCUCUCUGUCACGUUCGGCUUCGCCGCGUUCAUCCGUACUGGUUUGUUCUGCGGGCACCAAGACCUCUCGCCGAAGUACGCGUCCAUCAUGUUGGGCGUGACCAACACGGCGGCGGCGAUCGCGUCCACGCUCUCCACCUUCUUCACCGGUCUCUUCUUGUCCAUGACCGGUGGUAACUGGGCCUACUCCCUCUUCUUCCCGAUCGCGGUGCUCCAGUUGGUGUCCGUGUUCGUCUUUUUGAUUUGGAAGUCUGAUCCCGUCGACUUUGACGCGUGA
This is a messenger RNA of Ostreococcus tauri, 1287 nucleotides long. Its product is annotated as Major facilitator superfamily domain, general substrate transporter. Gene Ontology annotation, molecular function: transmembrane transporter activity. Gene Ontology annotation, biological process: transmembrane transport. Lineage: Eukaryota; Viridiplantae; Chlorophyta; Mamiellophyceae; Mamiellales; Bathycoccaceae. The coding region runs from base 1 to 1287 and encodes 428 amino acids. The record is from RefSeq and is a predicted model, not a curated record. The transcript has a single exon.